CAUCCCCAUUGGACAAAUACGAAUUUCCGCGUCCGGUGGCUAAAGCAGGAAAUCUCGCUCCUGCCUGCAGACCGGGCGAGACCCGGACCCGGAUUUGGCUGAGGCGCUGGCGCAUGGCCACGGAGCUGGUGGCUGCACGGACAAUGGGCCCUGAGCGGAUCUGUCCCAAUGAGCACGAGGAGCUGGGACCGCAGGAGGUGCCUGAGGGAGCUGUGGACCCCCCUGGAGACUGGAGCAGCGAGGAGCCCGAGGAGGAGGAAGAGGGGGGCAGCAGUGGCAAUGGCUACUUCUACCAGCCCCUGAGCCAGGAUCCCGAGCUGGGGUCGUGGGACCAGGGUUCGCUGGCAGCUGAGGGGACACAGGGCCCUGCAGAGACAGCGCCUGGCAUCCAGGAGCGAUUGCAGAUGCUGAGGCUGCACCUGCCGGACCCCCCUGUGGAUAGCGAAGAGGAGGAGGAUGACAACGGAGCUGCAGCUCAGAGCAGCCGAAGUUCCAUCCCUAUGGAUCCAGCACACGUGGAGUUGGUGAAAAGGACGAUGGCUGGCGUGAAGCUCCCUACCCUGGGAAUCCCUGCGUGGGCCAGCGAGAUCUCGGAUGAUCAGUGGACGGCUAUGGUGCAGCGAACGCUGCAGGCCAGGCAGAGUCUCAGCGCCUCUAGGCCAGAAUGGAAAUGAAAUGCAGAGCCAGGGUCAGGUCCCUAUCAAGAGAGCUGAGUACAAAGUGCUACCCUGUGCACUUUAACCUCGGGUUAUGUAUGGCAGGCAGACCACCACCAUCCUUCUCUGGAUGGGUCAACGACCUUCCCCGGUGCUAAAGUGCUAAGAUGUUCAGUUUGUCUCCCACUGAGGAGAUCUGUUUCCUUGUCUCUUCCUUUCCCACUCCCAGCCAUUGGA
This is a messenger RNA of Gopherus evgoodei (Goodes thornscrub tortoise), 893 nucleotides long. RefSeq names its product male-enhanced antigen 1 (gene MEA1). Bases 114 to 674 code for a protein of 186 amino acids. NCBI's taxonomy places the organism in Eukaryota, Metazoa, Chordata, Testudines, Testudinidae. The record is from RefSeq and is a predicted model, not a curated record. Gene Ontology annotation, biological process: spermatogenesis. The transcript is spliced from 4 exons.